UAAGGAAGCAGUGGCCUGUAUCUUGGCCAGCUUGAGCCUCUCCUGCAAAGUCUUCAGCACACUGAGCAGCGACCAAACCAGGAUGGCGCCUGACGCUGAGGUUCUUCAACCGGUACCACAACCAUUCACGGGCGCCGCAUUCCCGCAACCGCGCCACGAGUCAAACUCGCCUUUGAGGUUGUUUCGGCGCCAGGGCUGCCCUAAUUUGACUCUGCUGUGCCCAGGUGGAGGCUGCUGCGACUACAACAACCCGUGCUGUGGCGCUCUGUGCUGUGCCAGUGGCUAUGUCUGCUCUGGAAGUGCACCAGAUGGCUCCCCAUGCUGUGUUGCAAUUGGCGCAGUGACGAACCAAUGUUUGGGGUCCUCCACAUCGGUACGUGGCGACCUCCUCGCUUUUCGGGUGAGCUGGGCUAUACUGACCGAUGCCCUCCAAAAUACCUCUCUCUGGAACAGCCGUGUGGAAGUUUGUCGGGUUAUGUGCCAUGCACAAACUACAGCUUUUGUUGUCCACUUGGAUCAUCCUGCUAUCUUGACGUCUUUGGCACUCCGUCUUGCUCGGCGCUAUACUUAUUCGUCAACCACGUCCACUCGUACCGCUUCCACGUCGUCGUCGCGCUCUGCAUCUGCAACACCAAGCAGCUCCACAGGGCCUUUUAAUGGACCUGGACAGGGAUUCAGCCCGUCAUCUGAGACCCUCUCCCCCGCUGCAAUCGGCGGAAUCGCUGCUGGCUGCGCCGUGGUCGGACUUGUAUUGCUCGGUGUCAUCAUCUGGUACUUCUGUUGUCGCCCCCCGCCGACUUCGACAUCUACACGAUCGAGAACUCCGACUGGAUCUACUACAGGACCUGGUGAUCAAUCUGCACACACCGGGUCUGGAGGAACUACAGCUGUUCCGACAAGGAAAGAUCCCCUCACUCCUUACUACGAUUCCAUAGCGGUCAGUGACAACGAGAUCCGAGUGCUGGUGGUCCAUCCAGGUGGCAAGCACGAUCCAAUCGAAUGCACGCUGCGCAGAACCAAAGUAGCCAGGACUGCCCCUGGCUUUAUUCAUUAUGAGGCCUUAUCGUAUGUAUGGGCUCAGGAACCGGAUAUUCUCUACACCGGAGCCGAGGGUCGUGUUCCUCUCGAUGGCCACUGCUUUGUGAGGUUUGGCGACGAGGGUGAAAGGAUGAAGUUCGAGGCGUUCGGACAGAAUCUGGAAAUGGCGAUCCGACACCUUCGACGCCCCGUCGGUGACAGGGUGAUCUGGACCGACUCGAUCUGCAUCAAUCAGAAGUCAAAACCUGAGAAGGCCAGACAGAUCCCGCUGAUGCGUCAAGUGUACGAGAAUGCAGACAGGGUCGUUGCCUGGCUCUCUGAGGACGAGACUGACGUGCAAGAUCUGGUCGAUAAGAGCCGCUGGAUGACCGAGUCCCUCGUCGGAAAGGGAUCCGCCGCAAUCAUUGAUUGGCUCGGCAGGAAUGACGAAGUCGCUGACGGCAGAUUGUGGAUGAUGCUCAACGAUGACCAACGAUUCUCCUUGAGCCGCAUCGUGAGGCUGCCCUUCUGGACAAGGAGAUGGAUCCUCCAGGAGAUCACCCUGGCCCAAGUUCUUGUCGUGCAGAUCGGCAACCUCGAGGUAUCCUGGAAGGACGUGUCUGGGAUGAUUACCGACGUCAAUCCCGCCCAGCACCAGGACACGGAUGAUUUCAGCAUUGCCGUAGAUCUUGCGGGGCCCUCUGUCGACCCGUGGCACAACGCUAUGGGCUCACUCCACGAGGUUCGACACCGGUUCAAGAUCAUGCAGUGGCUGCGGCAACGAUACCGAGCACGCCAUGAGCGUGGUGGGAUCCGCCUGCUUCGCCUGAUGCAAGGGCUCACCAGCUGGAACUGCCUAGUCCCGGCCGACAGGAUAUCUGCACUCAUAGGACUCGUCUCCUCUCAGGACCGCGAUGCCAACAACCCCAAACUCACCUUGCAGCCCAUCGCCGACGCAUUGCGGGGUCUGGACGGCGGCGAAACCGACGCUGCCAAGCAGCACGCAAAGGACAUACGCGAGACUUACAACGACCUCCUCUCGAACCCGCCCGAUAUCGAUGGGCUCCAGUCAUACUGUGGCAUGGUUGAAGUGUGCGGGCGCUUCGUCGAGAACGAGGCGCUGUUACACGGCCGCCUGGACGCCCUGAAUGCCUGCGACAUCGGCAACCCGUGGCCUCACCUGCCCUCGUGGAUCCCCAACUUCUGCUCCGUCAGGGUGAGGCACUCCAUCAUCGAGCACAUCCCCCGCCCUGGUAACGAGCUUGUCGACUCUGCCUCGCCAACCUUCCACGCCACCCGCGACGAGCGUCCUCGCGUUGUCCAGCGCUUCCAGAGGACCGAGCCGAGCACCACGCCCCGUAUAUCACGCGCUCGCACGUCCUCGUAG
Molecule: messenger RNA, 2404 nt
Organism: Microdochium trichocladiopsis
Lineage: Eukaryota; Fungi; Ascomycota; Sordariomycetes; Xylariales; Microdochiaceae
Product: heterokaryon incompatibility protein-domain-containing protein
Exons: 3
Coding region: 83-2404 (773 amino acids)
Source: RefSeq, a predicted model, not a curated record